CAGCUUUCCCAUCUCGCAUCUACUGCUGCUGUCUUUAGUGGAUAUCGUCACCUUCCAGAUAGCCGCAGCUCGAUACUAUUUGGGUUAUUCCGGCCAUCGCGCCGAGGUUGGGUUCGGCCAUCGAGCCGAGGUUGUUCCGGCCAUUGAGUCGUUGGGUUUCACUCUGUGCAUCUCUUAUGAUUACGAGCUAUCUGUGUUAUCCGGCCUGCGUGCCGCGUAUCGGCCUACGAGCCAUUAUGUCUCGGCCUACAUGCCGCUUUCCGGAUCCAGGGCCACGACGACUUGAUCAUUAGCUCGACCAGCUCAUCCAUCCAUCCGAGGGCGCCCCCCUGGGCCAGGGUACGUUCUCGUACUCGAUAUCUGUUUAUUUUACUACUAUUCUGUUAUUAUCUGGAUACUCAUACAUUUGUGGGAUUCGCCUCGAGCACCGAGGUACCAGAGACCGGGGGAACCCGGUCGAUGGAUACAGGUACAGUUGACCGAAGGAGGACUCCAGACGACUCGGUCAACGUAGCGGACAGAUCAUCCACCGGGUCAUGGGGAUGCGGUCAACCUUCCAGACACGUCAUACCGCCAGCCGCAAAUUGGCAUAAAAUUUAGUCUUCUGUUCUUCUAUCGAAAGCAGAAAGCAGAGAGCAGAUGCAUGCUAUGGGUAGCCAUGCACGCAUCUUCUACUCUUCCAAAAUGCUUUCCUGGCUCUUCUUUCUGCUCGAGAUCAUCGCCGUCGCAAAAGUUCAUAGCCAGCCUUCAACUCAAGGCUUCAUCAGCAUCGACUGCGGCAGCUCCACGAACUACACCGACGUCAUCACCGGCAUACCGUACGUCACCGACGACCCGUUCACCGACGACGGCGUCAACUCCCAAGUCGCCUCCAACUACAACAGCAUCUCGCCCUCGCAACUGACAACCCUUCGGAGCUUCCCCAACGCCACCCGGAGCUGCUACGCCCUGAAGCCGGUGAUUAAGUACAGGAAGUACUUGCUUAGGGGCACCUUCUACUACGGGAACUACGACGGCCAGAACAGAGCCAGCACCGUGAAGCCCCUGCAGUUCGAUCUCUACUUCGAUGCUAAUUUCUGGCGAACGGUGAGCAUCACGGAUCCGAUUAGUUAUUCCUGGUACGAGGUUCUCGCGGUAGCAAUGACCGACUCUGUUUCGGUUUGUUUGAUCAACACGGGUUCGGGAACGCCGUUCAUCUCGGUGCUCGAGUUCCGGCCGCUUCCUGACGUCAUGUAUCCGGCUGUCAACAAGACGCAAUUUCUAAUCACUAACAUUCGGCGUAACGUCGGACCUCCUCCACUGAUCAUUCCUGCAUUAUUCGUAAGUGCUGUUACCGAGAUCACCACCGCUGAACACUCUGGCUUGUGUAGUGGGACCAGGUACCCGGAUGAUCCCUACGACCGGCUUUGGGAACCAUGGAUGGAUUCCGAUGCGUUUACAGUGAUCACCACCGCUGAAUCCAUCCAAAGCAGCACCAAUGAUUAUUUCCAGCCGCCGUCCAUCGUCAUGCGAUACGCUGCCACUCCUUCCGACAACUCCAGUACUAUCAUGGAGUUCUCGUGGGACCACUCCUCCUUCGGCCUUAGCGGCGACAGCGUGCACGUCAACUUCUUUUUCACCGAGUUCGCGCCCAACACCACGAGGACGUUGAACAUUUAUCUCAACGACGCCAUCUGGUACUCCAACUACACUCCACCCUACCUUAGGGCAGGCAACAUUUACAACACCGGUCCCAAUGUCCCAAAUGGGGAAUACCACUGGGCUAUCAACUCCUCAGGCCUGUCCAACCUUCCUCCGAUCCUCAACGCGGAAGAAGUUUUCACUGCGAUGCAAUUCAAUCCGCUCGGGACAAACACCGACGAUGCGGAUGCCAUCAAUGCCAUCAAGGAACUAUAUCGGGUCAAGAGAAGUUGGAUAGGUGACCCAUGUGUUCCCCAACAGUACCCAUGGGAUGGAGUGAAUUGUAGCUACGGAACAAAUCCAGCAAGGAUCAUAUCAAUAAAUUUAUCUUCAAGUGCCUUGUCCGGUUCUAUAUCCUCCUCGUUUGCCAUGUUUGCAGCAAUCGAGUUCCUGGACUUAUCUUACAACAACCUAACGGGACCAAUACUUGAUGCUUUAGGAGCAUUGUCAUCACUCCAAAUCCUAAUUUGAUGGGUAAUAAUUUUACCGGAACAAUCCCGAGAUCCUUUCUUCAAAAACAAAAUCUGAUGUUCAGGACAUUUUCUAGUUGAGCUUGCUGGAUUAUGGAUGUCUCAGAUUCUUGUCAUCUCUAGUUGCUGCUUUAGUUGUCUUUGUUUCUAAAUACACCAUUGAUGCAAAAAGUCAUCCUUGGGAUUGCAUCUAACCUCAAUGAUGUGACUGACAAGUACUUCGACGAUUGCAAUGAGGAGGAUACGAGUAACCACACCAAAGUAUGAAGAAUUAGCAAGAAAAUUUGAGAUUUAAGUGAGAAGAUGGUUAAAGCCAAUGAUCAAAGAACAUUCAAGGCAAGAUGAUAAGUAGCAUCUACCAAGAUCCUUUAAGUUCAUGCAAUAAAAUAUAGUUGGAAGGAGUAGUUUUGAGUGUCUUCUAAU
Molecule: messenger RNA, 2573 nt
Organism: Zingiber officinale
Lineage: Eukaryota; Viridiplantae; Streptophyta; Magnoliopsida; Zingiberales; Zingiberaceae
Product: probable LRR receptor-like serine/threonine-protein kinase At4g29180
Exons: 10
Coding region: 640-2151 (503 amino acids)
Source: RefSeq, a predicted model, not a curated record